CAGCACCACGCCUCUCUGGACAGCUCCUAUAACUACACCUGUCUCGCUCAGUGGAAGUGUGUCUCUGGAAUACCAGCCCAAAGAUUCCUCAAACAAGCUUUAUAUUUCUCCUGUGAGACAUGGCUGAGAGAAGACUCCUUCCCCAGGAUGAUGACCAGGGUUCCCUGCUGUCCAGACUGGGUACCGACAGCCCUAAACCCCGGGUGAAGUUCGGAGGGAUGUUCUGCAACAUCGAAGGAGCUUUUGAGAAUAAAACCUUGAAUUUUGAGUCGUACAGCCCCAGUUCUGCCAGGAGAAACCCUCGGGGACGAGUGGACGACCAGAGGGACUAUUUCAGCGACACGUCGAGCAUGAGUAGUUUCAGCAGCGUGAGUCAAACGGCUCCAAGCCGAACGCAGCCCACACCGUCCUGCAGUUCACAGGGUCAGACCCUCGUUUACCCCACCGGACCCGGUCACGCGCAUAACGGGCGACGAGAGAGUGAUAAACUUAUUAUUAAAGGUGGGAAAAUCGUAAAUGAUGACCAGUCAUUUUAUGCUGACAUUUACAUGGAAGAUGGAACCAUUAAGCAGAUUGGUGAGAACCUCAUUGUUCCCACCGGCGUGAGGACAGUGGAUGCCUAUGGGCACAUAGUGAUCCCAGGAGGCAUCGAUGUGAACACCUGUCUACAGGCCUCUCACCUGGGCAUGACCCCGGCAGAUGACUUCUAUCACGGCACCAGAGCUGCUCUAGCGGGAGGAACCACCAUGAUCAUUGACCAUGUUGUGCCUGAAGCGGGAACUAGUUUAUUGGCAGCGUAUGACCAGUGGAGGGAUACGGCGGACAAUAGGUCGUGCUGUGACUACUCUCUGCACAUUGACAUCACUCGCUGGCAUGAUGGGCUGUUUGAGGAGCUGGAGCAUCUGGUUAAAGAUAAAGGGGUGAACUCCUUCCUGAUCUUCAUGGCUUAUAAGGACAAGUAUCAGAGCUCUGAUACACAGAUCUAUGAGAUGUUCAGUGCCAUGAGGGAACUGGGUGCCAUCGCACAGGUUCAUGCUGAAAACGGUGACAUCAUUGAGGAGGAACAAAAGAACCUUUUGGAUCUGGGAAUCACCGGCCCAGAAGGACACGUCCUGAGCCACCCGGAGGAGGUGGAGACUGAGGCUGUGUAUCGAGCCGUCACCAUUGCUAAACAGGCCAACUGCCCUCUCUAUAUCACAAAAGUGAUGAGCAAACCAGCUGCUGAUGUCAUCGCCAAGGCCAGGAAAAAGGGCAUGGUCAUCUAUGGAGAGCCAAUCGCAGCCAGCCUGGGCACGGACGGCUCACACUACUGGAGCAAAAACUGGGAAAAAGCUGCUGCAUUUGUCAUGUCUCCUCCUCUGAGCCCCGACACAAGCACUCCAGAUUACCUCAGCUCACUGCUGUCCUGUGGAGAUCUUCAGGUGACGGCCAGCGCUCACUGCACCUUCACCACGGCACAGAAAGCUGUUGGAAAGGACAACUUCACCCUCAUUCCGGAGGGGACCAACGGCAUCGAGGAGCGGAUGAGCAUCGUCUGGGACAAGGCUGUGGCAACCGGUAAAAUGGACGAGAAUGAUUUUGUUGCAGUAACAAGCACAAAUGCUGCAAAAAUCUUCAAUCUGUAUCCUCGGAAAGGCCGAAUCGCUGUAGGAUCGGAUGCUGAUAUAGUCAUCUGGAACACCAAGGAGACAAAAACCUUUUCUGCCAAAUCUCACAAUCUGACAGUGGAGAUGAAUAUCUUUGAGGGAAUGGAGUGCCGAGGUUUCCCGGUGGUGGUCAUCAGUCAGGGCAGGAUCGUUCUAGAGGACGGGAAUCUCAAUGUGACAGAGGGUUCAGGCCGCUUCAUUCCCAGAAAAGCCUAUCCUGACUUUGUCUACAAGAGAAUCAAGGCCCGUGGCAGGAUGGCUGAUGCUCGUGGUGUUCCUAGAGGAAACUAUGAUGGCCCCGUUCAUGAUGUCAUCAGUAUGACCAAAUCUGUGCCAGCCACUCCCACCACUAGAGGGCCCUCAUGUCCCGGAAAGACCCCACUGGGACCAGCUAGAAAUCUGCACCAAUCCGGGUUCACUUUAUCUGGCGCUCAAAUGGACGACCACAUCCCCAGGCGUACAUCACAGAGGAUCGUAGCGCCACCUGGAGGCCGUUCCAAUAUCUCAUCCCUCUCAUGAACCUGGUCCACCAGGGGAUCCAACAACAGCAGCUCCGCCUCCUCCGGCUUCCAGUUUUAUAUUACCUGAAUCAUGCAAAUAUUAAUCGCAAUAAAUCCAUACACACUGCUAACCCAAUAUAGGCUAUGCAGCAACUCACUAUAGCUUUCCAUGAAUUCAUAUUCACUAUAUAAUCUGCCUCUCCUGUGGUCAGACUCGCUCAUAAUGUAGCAUGCUCUUUUAUCAGAGUCACCCAGAAUCCAUUCUGCUUUAGCGUAGCAUUGAUGGCGUAAAGACAGAAAGUGGUUGUGUUUGUGAACUACUGAAUGAAUCUCAUUCUAGUACUGCCUUUAAACCAGUGCUUUCCUCCUGAGACAUAUAGAUUCAGACGAGAUGAUUAAAUGGGAAGGGUGUUCUCUAUGGAAGCCCGUUUAUGCCACAGGAAAUAAAGAAAAUAAAAAAAAUGUAAUUGCGACUUUUUUUAAAUUGCAGGAAUUUAACUCUGAA
Carassius carassius (crucian carp) is the source of this 2651-nucleotide messenger RNA. RefSeq names its product dihydropyrimidinase-related protein 2-like. Lineage: Eukaryota; Metazoa; Chordata; Actinopteri; Cypriniformes; Cyprinidae. Gene Ontology annotation, cellular component: cytoplasm; cytosol. The coding region runs from base 120 to 2165 and encodes 681 amino acids. Gene Ontology annotation, molecular function: hydrolase activity, acting on carbon-nitrogen (but not peptide) bonds, in cyclic amides. The transcript is spliced from 14 exons. The record is from RefSeq and is a predicted model, not a curated record.